AUAUUGGUUCAAGAUGAGAAUGACAACUAUCCUAUCUUUAGCAACCGAUCUUUGACGAUCUAUGUACCAGAAACACACUUGGUCGGAAAGCGGCUAAUUCAGCUGGUUGCUCAUGAUCCCGAUGAAGGUAUUAAUGGGCAGGUCAUCUAUAGCCUGGUUCCAGAUGCCCAAUCGCCCAGCGAAAAUCCGGAAAAAAGAGGAUUUGAGGAUGCUCUUACACGCCAGCCCUUCCAGCAAGGUCAUUCUGUGGGACAUAUUCGAAUGACCGCUCAAAAUUUAGAACGAAGAACUCAGAUGUCCAGCUCUUCCAUCCCUUCUUUAGCUGCAGCCUCUAUCCCUUCGACUUCCUCCCUUCACUCUUCAGCACUUUACUCUGCUUCUUCUUCUUCAGCCUCUUCUUUGUCAUUGGCUUCGUAUGUGUUUAGUCUUGACUCACGCACUGGCUGGCUGACACUACAGCGUCAUCUUGAUUACGAGCACACCAAGCGAUAUACUGUUCAAGUGCUAGCCAAAGAUGCUGGAGGGCAUCCUAGCUUUGAUGAGGCAACGGUGCAUGUAAUCGUUACCGAUAAAAAUGACGUUGCCCCGAGGAUUGUUGUCGACAUUUUAGCCGAAUCCUUUCUGGAUUCGAGCUCAUCCCCUUCCUCCACUUCUGACUCUUAUUCAGUGCCAGUUGCAUCACAAACAGUUCAAGGACUUCAUUCAUCAGUGCUCACUCCCUCUGCAUCGGCGACGUCUUCAACUUCUUCCACUUUAUCUGCAGUUGUGAUUGCUGCUCCAUCAGGGCACAGCGUUUCGGCUCGUCUACAGGUUCAGAUUACUGAGACUCCAGACGUUGACGGACGUAACACUGUUUCUGCCCUAAUGGCAGGUCUGGGGCGUCAGCAGCUAGCCUUCGUUGUGGUUAGCGACCCGGAUACAGGACGCGGAGGUCAGGUUACAUGCCAUCUUCUACAACUCUUGCCUCACCUACCUCCAACAUCUUUAUCUGUACCAUCAGGCAUAUCGGUUUCGUCAGAUGCCAUGGCCUCUGGAGCACUGGCUUUAUCGGAACUGUCGGGAAAUCAUAACUAUUUUCGCAGUCUGUCAAAUCUACCACAAGACUCAUUGGUCCUGGGAACUGGUACUGAACAUUUUCACGGCUUGGCGAGUGCUGGGAAAUUCCGUAUGCGAUCAAUUGCGUCCGGCCAGUUUGAGCUGUCUACCGCCUAUGGUUUCGACUACGAAACAGCCAGGAUCGAGAGAAUUCAAGUAAUAUUUUUAACUUAA
Messenger RNA from Protopolystoma xenopodis, 1269 nucleotides. The record is from the annotation of a GenBank genome assembly. Lineage: Eukaryota; Metazoa; Platyhelminthes; Monogenea; Polystomatidea; Polystomatidae.